AUGGGCCAGGAAGCUACCCCUCCAUUGCCGGACGGCAUCUUCUCCCUUCUGGAUACAGAUCUCUACAAGCUGACGAUGCAAUGCGCGAUUCUCAAAUAUUUCCCUGAUGUUGAUGUCACUUAUGGUUUCACGAAUCGAACCCCGGAUAUGAAACUGCGCCGAGGGGCUUACAAAUGGCUUCUGGAACAGAUGGAGAAGCUCGCCAACGUCCGUGUCACUGCCGAAGAGCGUGCAUUUCUCAAGAAGAAAUGCCCCUACCUCAACGACACCUACCUUACCUUCCUCGAAACAUUCCAGCUCAAGCCAAUCGAGCAGAUUGAAAUCAAAUUUACUCCGACACAAGACACAGGCAGUGAUGAGGAUGAGGGUGUCGUGGAGUAUACCAUCAAGGGUCUCUGGGUCGACACGAUCCUGUAUGAAAUUCCACUGCUGGCGCUGACUAGUCAGGCGUAUUUCAUGUUCAGCAAUACGGACUGGGAUCAUCACAACCAAGAAGAAAAAGCAUAUCGGAAGGGUUGUACACUUCUGGAGAAUGGAUGCGUGUUCUCGGAGUUUGGCUCUCGCCGUCGACGAGACUACCACACCCAUGACCUCGUGAUGAAGGGGUUGUGCCGCGCUUCCGAAGAAGGAAAGCAGAAAGGCUGGAAGGGAGCGUUGACUGGCACCAGUAAUGUUCACUUUGCCAUGAAGUACAACGUCAAUGCCGUGGGUACCGUGGCGCAUGAAUGGUACAUGACCAUCGCAGCCAUCACAAACGAUUAUACAAAUGCUAAUGAGCUGGCCCUCGGGUACUGGCUCGGAUGCUUUGGCGAAGGCGUUCUUGGUAUCGCGCUCACUGAUACUUUUGGCACUCCGGCUUUCUUGGAAGCUUUCUCUAAACCAAUCCCAGAAUCGAUUCUCCCCCGAGAUGGCUCUUCACCAGCCAAGACCUAUGCUCAGGUCUAUACUGGCGUCCGCCAGGACUCGGGUGACCCGACCUACUUUGUCAAGAUGGUACGCGAUUUCUAUGACCGAGAGGGAAUCACGGACAAGAAGAUGGUUGUGUUCUCGGACUCGUUGGAUAUCGAGCACUGUCUUGAAUACAAGACCAUUUCCGAAGAGGCGCAGUUCAUCCCGUCGUUCGGCGUGGGGACUUUCUUUACUAGUACGUUCAAUUGUUUUAAGGAGAACCUGGAGACCCUUUCUUCUCUCAUUCUAACCCAUCACGAUGUAGAUGACUUCGUGAACAAGUCCAAUGGCGAGAAAUCAAAACCACUCAACAUCGUCAUCAAAAUCGCCACAGCAAAUGGCUGCCCGGCGGUGAAGCUCAGUGACAACAUAGGCAAGAACACCGGCGAUGAAGCCAAGGUCCAGGAGGUGAAGAAGCAGCUGGGCUACACUGAGCAGCGCUGGGCAGAAGGCGACGAGAGCAAUCGCUGGAUGCAACGAACAUAA
Penicillium macrosclerotiorum is the source of this 1434-nucleotide messenger RNA. Its product is annotated as nicotinate phosphoribosyltransferase. Gene Ontology annotation, biological process: NAD+ biosynthetic process. The transcript has 4 exons. Gene Ontology annotation, molecular function: nicotinate phosphoribosyltransferase activity. The record is from RefSeq and is a predicted model, not a curated record. NCBI's taxonomy places the organism in Eukaryota, Fungi, Ascomycota, Eurotiomycetes, Eurotiales, Aspergillaceae. Bases 1 to 1434 code for a protein of 477 amino acids.